Corticium candelabrum is the source of this 1126-nucleotide messenger RNA. Its product is annotated as collagen triple helix repeat-containing protein 1-like. Lineage: Eukaryota; Metazoa; Porifera; Homoscleromorpha; Homosclerophorida; Plakinidae. The transcript is spliced from 4 exons. The record is from RefSeq and is a predicted model, not a curated record. Bases 134 to 916 code for a protein of 260 amino acids.
GCCCUCUAGUCAGUUGAUGCGCUUAGAAACCAAGCAUCAGAAGCCGCGAGAACAACUAAGUUUCCUCCCUAGAACCGUCAACAAGUACGCGAUAUUUGUCAACUAAACUCUCAACAGUUGACAAGUUGCAACUAUGAAAUCUGCUCUCUUCGUUUAUGCUUUAAUGCUUUCCUGGCUAACCUCAUUAUCGGUCGCUAAGGAGCCAGCAACAAGUCCAAAGUUAGAAUAUGACUACCAGACAUCACGAAUGUGCGAAUGUGCUGCAGAAAGAGGAGACGCCGGAGGAAUUGGGCCACCCGGAGAGAACGGAACAUCCGGUACUGAUGGGCUUGAUGGACGCGAUGGAAUGAAGGGUUUAAAAGGCGAAGAGGGUGGAAAAGGGAAGAGGGGCAGGAAUGGUGUCGCACCAGCAACUCUAUCUAUACUUAAGCAGCUCAUAAACUGGAAGCAAUGUGUUCACACUGGACGUAUUAGUGCUACAGACAAUCACCUAAGAAAAGAAUCACUCCUGAGCUGUUCGUUCAGAAAAAAUCAUGCUACUUCAUCACUACACGUAGAAUUUGGAGGAACUUUACGAACAAAGCUCAGCAAAUAUGGCAAUCUGAAAAGUAAUUGUGGUUGUGCUCGAUGGUACUUUACAUUUGAUGGACUCGAAUGCAUUUCACCCAUUGAUGGCGUCGUGUUUGAGGACUCUAUUGUCGAUUCAUAUUAUCCGCACCAAGUUGGUGGAAUAUGCCAAAAGAAGAAGGAUAACAAUGACAUUAAAAACGGUGAAGUUACAGUUGCAUUUCACAUUGGACAAUGCUAUCUUUCUGUACCAGUAGGCAUCCCUUUGGUUGGCUUGGAUUCUAGAUCUGUUGCACGAAUAACAAUCAUCGAAAUGCUACCUACUAAUGAUUCAGAGGAUUCAAGUUAGACUGCCAACUCUUGUGCGACUGAUAACUUUGUUUUAGUUACAAACUGCAACUAGGCGUAUGCAUAGAUACUACUGUAUACGACAUAUUUAGCUGCAUGUAUGUCGUGUUUGCUGCUGAGCUGUUACUGUAAGCUUAUGAAAGAUACUUGUCGCUGAUUACUCAAAUAAGCAAAGGUUGUUAAUUAAUUACGAAUAUGAAUGCAGUCAAAC